AACGUCAGGCAAUGUCGAUGUCGGAGUUUGUGUAACAAAAAUAAUUAAUAUCUCGGAGUUUUGUGAUAAUAUUAUGUGAAUAAUGAGAUGAAAGUGUAAAUAAAUGUUAGAAUAGUGUCUGUUAGUGAUUAUGGCGCAUAGUGGUGGUGUGUUGAGCUCGGAUAUAUCGCGACGGAACCCGCAGGAUGAAUACGAGCUGAUUCAAAGGAUUGGUUCGGGCACCUAUGGGGACGUUUACAAGGCGAAACGUCUCAACGGGAACGGGGAGCUUGCCGCCAUCAAGGUGAUCAAGUUGGAGCCGGGCGAUGACUUCGCCAUCAUCCAGCAGGAGAUUCUGAUGAUGAAGGACUGCAGACACCCUAACAUCGUCGCCUACUACGGCUCCUACCUCAGGAGAGACAAGCUGUGGAUCUCUAUGGAGUACUGUGGCGGAGGGAGCUUGCAGGACAUCUACCACGUGACGGGCCCGCUGACCGAGCUGCAGAUAGCCUACAUGUGCCGAGAGACGUUAAUGGGGCUCUCCUAUUUGCACAGCAUGGGCAAGAUGCAUCGGGAUAUAAAAGGCGCAAACAUCUUGCUAACGGAGUGCGGGGAUGUGAAGCUGGCGGAUUUCGGUGUCUCAGCUCAGAUCACAGCCACCAUCAACAAACGAAAGUCCUUCAUCGGGACGCCAUAUUGGAUGGCGCCGGAGGUGGCAGCAGUGGAAAGAAAGGGCGGCUACAACCAGCUCUGUGACAUCUGGGCGUGCGGCAUCACCGCCAUAGAGCUGGCAGAGCUGCAGCCUCCCAUGUUCGAGCUCCAUCCCAUGAGGGUGCUCUUCCUCAUGUCCAAGUCUGGCUUCAAGCCGCCGCAGCUGAAGGAACGGGAGCGCUGGUCGCAACUGUUCCAUGCUUUCCUUAAGUUGGCGCUUACUAAGAACCCGAAGAAGAGGCCCACAGCUGACAAGUUACUUCAGCACGCGUUCUUCCAUCAAGACAUGAACAAGCGUCUCGCAAUAGAGUUGUUGCAGAAGUACUCCAACCCGCCCAGCGUGUGUAACUCGGAAAUGGAUGAUGAUGGGGCCGUUUCAAACGUGCCACAGCGUAUAGCCUCGAAGCACACGGGUCGCGGCGUGGGGCGGCGCGUGCUGGAGCAGUCGCCCGGCGCGGCGCGGGCACGCCCGAGGUCUCUACUGACGGACCACGUGGUGCCCACCAGGGAUCUCUCCAGUGGACGUGUCCGUAUGGAAGAAGAGAGAGCUGCACGUAGGGCAGGCUACGAUGACUCUCCCAUCAUAGAUCUAGACGCGGAUGAAGACCUAGGUCACGGGGCGGCUAGGGCCCGCCUGCUCAACUUUACCGACGAGCCGGAGCGAGCUGACACUGUCAAACGAGUUUCAGUGCACCACAGACAACCAAGCGAAGAUUGGAGCGUGAAAUCUCUCAUGACCUGCCCUAAACACAACCCGCUAACUCCAGAAAUGGCCAACGACACUAUGCCCAACAGCGAAAAGAGCCUCUUGCAAUAUAUAGACGAAGAAUUAAUGCUCAGGGCAACAUUACCGAUGACAGCGGACACCGCGGCCAUGUCGCAAGCGGCCGCCCUGUCCGUACACGAUCAACAUCUAUCACAAUGCAUCCAGCUAAAACAAAACUUCUUAAAUAACUCUACUACUAAUAUAUACCAGAAUCUAGCUUCCAACUACCAAACUCCUAUAAACGCCUCUAGAGUAUCCAUAGACGAUCCACUAUGUAGACGAAUGGGAGAAACUGAUAUAAUGUUCGCAGACCAACCCGGUAGCGAAUCCAUAGUGGAAUCACCACAGAUAAGAAACUCUAACUGCGAAUGUGGUUUAUGCCCUAAACCGGAACCUAGAGACAAUAACACUUUGAGCGACUUACAGAGAUCUGUCGCGUCUAAAUGUUCUUGCGACGCUUGCAACUCCAACGCAGACAUAUUAAGUUACUACAGAAAUUGCUCGAAUCAAAAUUCUGAUUCUGGUAUAGUUUACUGUGAUACUUGUAAGAAGCAAAAGAUAUCUAUAUCUAACUUUAAAGCGCUACAGAUAGCUAAUAGACUCCAAAUAGCGGAUAAAGUCGAAAACGGGUCGACAUCUGACGACGACUUAUGUCGAAAAAUCGAUAUAAGUAUGACAGACGACACCCACGAACAUAGGAAGCGACAUAAUAGACACAAUUCUGAAUCUACAGUCGGUAUAGAUCUAAGUCAGUUCUGUCAGUGUGAGUUGGAGAGUACGAAGAGAAAGACGUCAUCUGUGGACGAGAUAUUUAAGAUGGCGGAAGGGGAUGUGAAACAGGAGGCGCCGGAGGAGGAUAAAUAUAGUCAGAGGCAGAGGAGUCUGUCGGACAGCCAGAGAGAUAAAGCCAAGGUCGAGACCAAAGCUCUGGACACGCCCCCGGUGCCCCCGCGGCGCGCUCGCGCUCGUGCGCAUGCGCCGCGCGCGCACACCCCCCCCCGCCCCGCGCCCAACGGCCUCCCGCCCACGCCCAAGGUGCACAUGGGCGCCUGCUUCUCCAAGGUGUUCAACGGUUGUCCGCUGAGGAUAAACUGCACUGCGUCGUGGAUCAACCCGGACACCAGAGACCAACACAUACUCAUUGGUGCGGAGGAGGGCAUAUACACGCUGAACUUGAACGAACUCCACGAGACCGCGAUGGACCAGCUGUGUCCACGGCGGACGAUAUGGCUGCAUGUCAUACAGGACGUCUUAAUGUCGCUAUCAGGCAAAACGCCAUCUUUAUAUCGGCACGAGUUGCUAGCACUCAUUGGUGCGCGGGGGAACAAGUCAUUACGAGUAUUACCGCCGCGUCUUCUACCACGGCGGUUCUCUCUCACCACAAGGGUGCCAGACACUAGAGGGUGUAUCCGUUGCGCGGUGGCCCGUAACCCGUACAACGGCUACAAGUACCUGUGCGGCGCCACUCCCCACGGCCUCUUCCUGAUGCAGUGGUAUGAUCCGUUGCACAAGUUCAUGCUGCUCAAGAACAUAGAGUGCGUGCUGCCGAGCCCGCUGCUGGUGUUCGAGCUGAUCAUCACGCCGGAGCUGGAGUACCCGCUGGUGUGCGUGGGCGCCACCCGCCGCCCGCUGCGGCUCUGCUUGCUCAACAUUAACUCUGGUGCAACCUGGUUCCAUUCGGACGAGCUGAAUAUCUGCGGCGGCAGCAACACGGUGGUGCCGCGCGGCGAACGCUUGCACACGCUGCGGGCCGUGCACCAGAUAGACAAGGACACGGUGUUGGUGUGUCACGAGAAUGUGGUCGAUAUUAUCCCCGUGCUGCCGCCUGCGCUCGAUACGCGACGGGAGGAUGAGAAACGGAAGAACAAACUGCUGCCGAGGAUAGAGUUCGACUUCAAUAUUGACAGCAUAUUGUGCCUGGCGGACUCGGUGUUGGCGUUCCACCGGCACGGCGUGCAGGGCCGGUCGCUGCGGCACGCCGACGUCACGCAGGAGAUCACCGACGAGAGCCGCGCGUACCGCCUGCGGGGGAGCGACAAGGUUGUGGUGCUGGAGUCGCACUUGCUGCAAAGCAACACGCUAUCCGGAGACGACGGGAACGACCUCUACAUACUGGCGGGGCACGAGGCCUCCUACUAAACACACAUAUUACAUUGAUAUAGGUAACUAACACCCAUGGCAGAGACAGACAUACAUACAGUCAGCAGCAGAAGUCGCUAAGCGGAGAUGUUCAAAAUUGACAUAUGGUAUGGAACACCACUACGUACUUUUCGUGUUUAGCAUGUUUGUGGUUAAAACUUAACUCAAUGCAGGUGUAAUGAGUAAAAGUAAACGCACAUAGUCUUUGUAGGCGCUGAAUGAUUUCAUCCAUAUAUGGCGGGAAUUUAGUAUUUAACCUUUUAGGCCCACUUGCACCAUCCCAAUAACCCGGGGUUAAGCGGUUAAACCGUUAACCCGGUGUCAAAUUGUACUGGUAACCAUGGUAACUCCAAGUUUAACCGGUUAACCCCAGGUUAGUGGAAUGGUGCAAGUGUUAGAAGGUCAUUUAAAGAUAUCGCGAGAUGAGUAACAAGAACUAUAUUAUUAAUCAAAACAUACUUACAACCUCACAAUAAAUAUCUUAAUCAAUUCUCAAUGCCGAUAGAGCAUUUAUUUACCAAGAAAAUAAACUACGUAAAGGGUUUUUGAAGCGUUACUUACUGUACUUUUGCAUAUUUCGCGUAUUCCACUUGGAAUCGUCUUGGGUCGUCCCAUUCUUAAAUUAGUCCUAUUCUGCUUUCGUCACCCAUUCUACAUUCGUCACAAUCGUCGAUGGCUUUCAAUGUAGAAUGAGUGACGAAAGCAGAAUAGGACUAAUUUAAGAACUUGACGGAAAACGAAUGGGACGACCCAAGUCGAUACCUUCCACUUACGCUCUUCGAUUUAAGAGACGACUAAAUAAUACAGAAUGUUUAUCUGCAUAGAAAGUUGUGAUACUUAGAAAAAGUCGAGUUUUUUUUAUUUUCCAUGCAGGUAUUUUGUUUGACUUGUUUACUAUUAUAAAUAACGCCAUUCUUAGAGUUCACUAAAUCUAUCGAUCGAUUUUUAAGAUACUUGAAGGUGGCUGAAACACCAUAAAACGAUUAUAUGAUCAAGAUCUCCUUCAAGCAUAAGGGGAAAAGUUUGUAGUAAGCUACUUUUUAUUCUUGCAUUUUUAAUUAAAACCUGGCAAAUCAAUUUGCCAGCAGGAAAAUAUGCAUCCUAUUUUCAAAUAUGCGGCCUUUUUCUACUUAUACAAUUGGCUUGUUAGACUGUAAUUAUAGUCUUCUCUGGGUUUGUUAACUGGAUGGAGAAUACCUAGAGCAAUUAAGCAAUCUUAGACCUUAUUUGAUGCAAUAAGCAUUUCAUAGUGAAAAUAUUUAUUUAUUAAUUUUACCUCGUAAAGCGUGUAACAACCAAAUAAUUGUGAUUAUUAUUAAUCUCUAAUAAUAUUGGACUGUAAGGGGUAGUAACAUCUAAUAAAAGACAUUAUUUAGUACAUAAAUAAAACAGUAUAAAGAACAAAUAAAAUACAUUUCUAGAUCCAGUAAAGUAUACUAAAACAAAAAUUAUAUUGUCAUAAAUUUGGACAGCUGAAGUACAAAAAAAAAAUUUGACGAUGUCUUAAAAUGAGUGAGGUGUUCUUUAUAUUGUUAUAUUUGUGAUAUACAUAUACAUAGUUUAACAUAGACUUAUAAAUUUAGGUUGUACGUAUAUUACCGAAACCAGUGGUAUGAGGUGAAAUAUUUUGAGGCAUUCGAUAAAAAUGACUCAUUACGCGAAUUCGUACCUAUUAAAAGGAGGUUUGAGUGACACUUGAGGAUGAUUUAUUUAAUUUUAUAUGUGAGAGAGUGAAGCUCAACAUGAUUGAACAUAUGUAUUUAAUAUUUGUCUAAAAGACUCAGGCUUUUAAACGCAUCUUCAAGUUUAUUCAAAUAUCGUGCAAGAUGAACAGAAAACGACAUAAGAUAUACCUUAUUUUUAAUGCAAAUUGCUAUUCAAUGAACGAUUAAUAAAGAAUAUAUCCAAAAAUAAAGGAGCAUCUAUAAAAAUAAUAGUCGUCAAAAGGGGACUGGCAUCGGUAAUGUCGUAAACUCGCUUGUGUAUUUUUUGUAAAUAAUUACGAUUAUUCCAAACUAGUUUUAGCCGAUUGUAUUAUAUAAAUAGCAUAGUUAUUGUAAUUUUAAAAUGUAUUUAAUUUUUUUUAAUGGAAACCUCAUAUUCGUAUCUAAUAACUGAUGGUCUGGUUUUGACGUGAAGCUCUUGCAGGGGUGAGUGAACAUUUUCUGCCAACUUUUGUGGUCGACAUAGUUAAUGCAUUAAACACAUAGCUUUUAUGUAACAUUGCGUUCAAAACUUUUUAACAAGAGAAUUUUACCAAUGCUAGCUUUUUUAUCACGGUCUUAAAUGCAUUUCUUUCAUACAAUAUUUAUUUAGAAAGAGAUAAUUCUCGACUGUCAUAAAAGUACCUAAAUGUGUAAUUUAAUAUUAUUAUCAGUGUAUUCCAUCAGACUUAUGAUUUGAGAUUAUGUAUUUAACAUUUGUUUAUGAUAAGUUUUAUAACGUUAACUGAGAAUAUUUUUGUUCCAUCACAGAUUUGAUUAUCCCGUUUAUUUAUCUCCCGUAAUAAAAAUUUAUUUUGUACAUUUUUGUUUUUUAUUUUAUUUAUGCACCUUUUGUUACCAAUGACGUAAAUUUUAAAGAUAAAGUAUAUAAAAUAUAAUUUCCUCAUUGUCACAUUUUUAACGAAAUUUGUUAGCAUUCUUUAAAAUUUGCUGGUCUCUAGGUUUACCUUAAACUUUUAUUGAACAUAAACUUUGAUAUGAUACUCACUUGAAUGCUGUAUACAAAAAAUAACAGUAACAUUUCGAAAAGUACAAAAUCAAAAGUCAGUGUUUAUUAAAAGGAUUUUUAAUAAAUUAUUUUGUGUCGUAAAAAGAGAGCUUAAGACGUAGAUGCUCCAGUAUUAAAAUGAAUGCCCUGGCGCCAUUGUCCUAGGUACAGUCAAGGAAUUUAAAUUCCGACCCAUUUCGUACUUUGUCACAGUGACAAUCAAUAUGAAAGCCCCUAGAGACCUCAUACGGUUGUCACUGUGACAAAGUACGAAAUGGGUCGGAAUUUAAAUUCCUUGACUGUACCUUUUUACGCGUAAAAACAAUAUAUUCAACUUUAAAUCUUGGAUUUGGUAAUACGUCACCACUACGUGAUCAACAUCAAAAAAAUAUUUUCUUUCUAUUAUGAUUAUUCGCAACAUAAAAUAUCUAUAAUAGCAUAGUAUAUUUAAUAAGAAACUAUAUAUCUUCGCUUCUAAAGUAUAUCGUAGUUUCUUGAUUGCCAAAUGAAUUAGCGUUAAGGUUCAAUUCCAUUUCCGAUAGCAUAGCAGGCAGAGAUUUCCGGUUCCGUCGCACUCUAAAUUGCACCAUAAUAACAAAGAUAUAGGGCUCCAUUUGGAAUGUGCAUCAUGCCGCGUCUCUUGACAAUUUAACAUACCAUUAUGGUUCAUUUUGGAGCGCGCAGAAUGUGCAGAGCUGCUUGCUGUCAGAAUUGGCGUGACACCUUUACACCUCGCACGGACUGAAUAAGGGCUGUUAGUACCGGGUCGUAUGAUUCUGAGAUGAGUUUAUCUGCAGUUGUCAACCAGAAACCCAACCACUUUGAUCGAUGACACAGAAUAAAUAAGUACUAGGUACAGAAGACUCACUCUCUAACAACGCGUCUGUCACGAUCAGCACAGAUAUGGCCGCUAGGUGGCGACAGUGCCACGCGCGGCUUAUGGCUUUCCCCAAAAUUGGUGUGGAACGGAUGUACUUUUAGCUACCUGUAGCAAAGCGACGAAAUCGCUGAGUGAGCCACUCCUGUCACCAAAAUCGAAGUUAAGAGCCCAUCAACGUGCACACUAAAUAGCGCCACAGCUAAAUAAUGGUAAUUAUUUAAAUUUAACGAAAGAUAGUUAAAAAGGGGGCCGCUACGUACUGUAUUGUGCAUUUAAGUACCUUUUGAAUACAUUAAACUAGUUUUACUAUUGCCGGUUUUGGCAGAGUAUUAGGUACGGUAAGAAUGCCAUCGCAUGUACAAUUCGGCGCGGAAAUCUUAUUCCUUGACAUAAACGGGUACCUAAUGGUUGACAACUGUAGGAUAAGCUUGAUACCGAUUAUGAGAACAUUACAUGUAAUUUGUAGAUAUACGUUUUGAAUUAAUAGGUCUAUAAGGUCGGAAGCGGCGUUCAGAACACCAUUAGUGUAGUCUGCUGGUGCUAAGGAUUGAAAUAAAAAGUUUAUUAACUUUUUCAAAAUCGGGAAAAAUAGUUAAAUACCUUACCUACCUGCAACUGAACAAAUGAAAACUAAUAUUUCGAAUAAAACUAUGAUUAACAGCUAUUGUCAAGCAUAAUUCAAAGUAUGUUUUAAUGAACAAGUAUUUAGACAAGUCCUUAACACCAGUAUAUUGCUAAACUUAUAUUAACGUAGAUAAUAAUUACCUUUUUAGAGAUUAAAAAUUAUUCAAAUCAAAGUCUGGAAUAAAGAGUCUAUUAUUAAAAUGUAAAAUUACAAAAGUAAAUGUUAAAGAAGUAUUAAAUUAGUAAUGAAAAUGUAAUCUAUUUACCUGAGCUUUUCUUUGUAGGAUAUGUAUGUACUCGUAUGCUGUCAAUGAUGUCUUCACUAGAGAUUCAACCUUAUUUUGAAGGCUAUAGAGUUUUAUUUAAAUAUCAAGCAAGUGUGUGUUCACCUCAAUCAAGAAAUGAUUAUGAGUUAUUUUCGUAAAGACUAGAGCCCAGAACUCCUGCGAUUAUGUCGCCGUACAGACCCUAGAGGCUUUAUUUUACUAGUCCAUUUUCUAAGGUAUGUCAUUUUAUUAUGUUAUCUUCCACCUACGCCUUUUCCCAUCUGGGGUCGGCUUUUCUUGCCCAUUCUCCACACAGGACGAUUUUUUGCCGUUUCGGCGUCAAUAUUUGUUUCUCAGGUCAUUUUGGACCAUUGUCAACCAAUCAACACAAAUACAAAUGUUAGCAUCUACUAUACAUUGGCUGCAUAGUAUUUUUCGUGAGUAUACUAGCCAGAAUAACUUAUAACAGUCAUAUUAUAACAAUAGAUCUUUAGUGUAGACAUCAUAGUAUCAUGUCAGUAUGGUAGACCCAUGGCCAGGCCUCAUGGAAUAAAUUCCGAAAAGAAAAUAUUUGAAGUGGCCUGUACAUGGUAAUAUUCUCCUAGAUGACAUAGUAAAACAUGUUACUCUCUCUCAAUAAGUACAUGGUCCAAGAUGCUUUCUAGCUAAUUUUGUGUUUUUUCUUGUAGAAACAAUACAAAAUGAUUAUAGCUUGCAUGUUGACCAGACGCAUACAAAAAUUAUUUUUCAUAGAUUAAGUCUUUCCAAUUUUUCUCUAUAAAAUUAAAAUAUUGUAUUAAAACUGGCUGUCAAUAAAAUUCAUCAAUUUUAUUGAUGAAAUUUAUUGUUAGUAUUAAAAUAUGAAAAAUUAAAUUCUUGCAAUCAAAGAUUAUAAAUUAGAAUAGGAGAUAGAGAUAUGAUAUUUAUUUUCGUUAUGUGGAGAGUCGGGAGUCAUCUGGUGUACAUAGGCUAGCGUAGAGCACUGAGGGUGCGGCGGUUCAUGUUACAAUUACAGAUUGUUUAAGCAGAUUUUAUUCCUGAAUAAAGUGAUGACAAAUA
Cydia fagiglandana is the source of this 9136-nucleotide messenger RNA. RefSeq names its product mitogen-activated protein kinase kinase kinase kinase 5 (gene hppy). The record is from RefSeq and is a predicted model, not a curated record. Gene Ontology annotation, biological process: intracellular signal transduction; protein phosphorylation. NCBI's taxonomy places the organism in Eukaryota, Metazoa, Arthropoda, Insecta, Lepidoptera, Tortricidae. The transcript is spliced from 21 exons. Gene Ontology annotation, molecular function: ATP binding; MAP kinase kinase kinase kinase activity. The coding region runs from base 131 to 3595 and encodes 1154 amino acids. Gene Ontology annotation, cellular component: cytoplasm.